Messenger RNA from Morone saxatilis (striped sea-bass), 3193 nucleotides. It is a transcript of the gene ptrh2, whose product is annotated as peptidyl-tRNA hydrolase 2. The transcript is spliced from 2 exons. Bases 245 to 760 code for a protein of 171 amino acids. Gene Ontology annotation, molecular function: peptidyl-tRNA hydrolase activity. Gene Ontology annotation, cellular component: cytosol; mitochondrion. Lineage: Eukaryota; Metazoa; Chordata; Actinopteri; Moronidae. The record is from RefSeq and is a predicted model, not a curated record. Gene Ontology annotation, biological process: negative regulation of anoikis; positive regulation of anoikis.
GUUAAGUUAGCAGUUAGCAGUUAGAGGUAUACGGAGUUACUCAACACUGAUAUAUAAACAAAAAAUGUACUUAGAAGUCGUUCUGGCGUGUUCAACAAUGAAUUUCUAACUCCUUUUUUGAGCCGACACGCGGGAAAGGUCCUUAAAGUACACAGAAGUUAACAUUUGAACCAACACAUUUCCAUGACAACUGGGAGGAUAGCUUAGUGUGACAUCAUCAAAGGCUUCAGCCUGGUUUAACAACAUGGAUUUGCUCUAUGGUCCAUUGGGUUUGGGUGUGGUAGCAGGACUGGGCUGUGGGCUCUUCCUCGGUUGGCACCUUCGGACUCGCCUGGGCCCUACAUCAAAAAGCCUGAUGGCAGCGAUGGGGAACGGCACCGGUGAAGCAAGUGUGAUGGGAGAAGGAGGCGAGUUCAAGAUGAUACUAGUGGUCCGAAAUGAUCUGAAGAUGGGCAAAGGGAAAGUCGCUGCCCAGUGCUGCCAUGCCGCUGUAUCGGCUUACAAACAGGUUCAGCGCAGGAACCCUGAGCUACUCAAACAGUGGGAGUACUGCGGCCAGCCCAAGGUGGUGGUGAAGGCCCCCGACGAGGACACUCUGAUUAAUCUUCUGGGUCAUGCCAAAGAAGUGGGACUUCCUGUAAGCCUGAUUCAGGACGCAGGAAGGACACAAAUUGCACCAGGGUCCCGCACUGUGCUGGGUAUCGGUCCAGGCCCAGCUGAUCUGGUCGACAGUGUCACUGGGGACUUGAAGCUCUAUUAGAGUUCCGGCUUUCAUUUUUUUUUUUUUGUUAAAACAAUGUAAACUAAGUUGGCCUACCAUGAGUUUAUAUUUUUAUACAACAUUGACUCAGUUGUAUGCUAAGUACUUGAUUUUUUCUUGUGCAGUUGUGGGGAUUUUGUGCUCUUGCCCUAUCACAUACCGAUCAGCUGACUCUUGAAUAAUAGUGAGAAGGGCUUGAUGUUCUGUGUCAGUGGGAAAAACCCCAAACACUGUAUGCUAAGGCCUGUAUCUGGAAACAUGAUGCUCGGAACAAAUAAAUGAUUGUUGAUGUCAUUAGAAUCACAGUGACAAUAGACCUCGUCAUUGCAGGAAAAACACAGAUGUUACUAAUAACAUCAUCAAUGGCGUAGGUCUGUUAAGCGUCCAAGUAAGGCGUGCCGCUGAGCCAGCGUGCAGAAUAGCAGUGCCUUGGAAUUGGUUAAAAGGAAUGGCAUGCAGGUAUUACUGUUUUGAUUACACCAAUGUUUGUCUUGCUGUGAAAAAGGUCUGUACUGACUAUUGCCCCAAAUGAUGUUCUCUUAAGAAAUAAAUUGAGAAAAAUAUCUUUAGAAUCUCACAAAAUGCAUUCUUAAUAAAAAAUAUCCUUUACAACUUUUAUUUUCAUACUGUACCGUAUUUAAUACUUUGGAAAACCGUGGAGGUCACUGCAGUGGGCAGUUUGGUCUGAUGGGAUUUUGCAGUGCAGCAGUGAGCUGGUUACAUGAAUGUAAUAUUGUAAUGCAACUGAUAUUUAGAUUUUUAUUAUAAACCCUUGAAAUAUCUUAAAUAUCUCUUUCUGAAAUAAUUGCAAGUAGGAAUCAUUCAUCCACUUUAUCAGUUAUCAAAUCCACAUCAUCUUAUUGUGUGCACUUACUUUAAUUUUCUGAAAGAUUAAGUCACAAUCUUCAAGUUGUUUUAAAGUGAGAUAUAUCCAUAUUCUGAUCUUUGUACUGUCUGCUUUACUACUAGCCCCCUCUGUUUACCAUCAGAGGGUGCUAGUACUAUAUCCUACUGUUUUACGCUAAUCAUAUAGUGCUGAACUGAUCUGAGCAUGUUAAGAUAGCAGACAUUACCCAAAGAAGACAAAGUAACUGGAACACGUUAUAAUAGACAAUAGAAACACUGAUACACUGUUUGGAAAUGGAGAAGUCAUUAUUCUUGGAGCGAUAUCACAUAGGUUUGGACAAUAUUACAUUACACUACAAACUACAGCAUCUCUUUCAUACACUUUACAGCCUAUGAUCACUCUGCUCAGUAUCUAUCAUUCUUACUAGAACCAUAACAUCACUUCCCUUUUUUGGUGCUGAAUGUGCAGCAAAUUGGACGGAAAGCAAAUGUGACCCGCACCUCUACUGUGUUCAUCUCCUGCACAUGACUGUACAUGCAACACACAAUCAGACUGUUCUUGACAAACAAGAAGCCUUUAUUUUUAAGUGGAAAACAAAACCGCUGUUUCAUUCAUUAUGAUCCUGAUUAUGCACAAUCAAGUAUCUUAAGUGCACAAAAUCUAAUGUAAUUUAGAUAAGAAUAUAAGUUCAAAGGAGUUAAUGAUUGAUUUCCUGUAUACACGCAAGCCUUUGAUAAAAACUUCAAAUUACCACGAGUCCUGUGAUAUUGUUUCUGAAUUGGAUGAGCGGGUCAACUGAAAAAUGUUAAAAGGCAACCCUCAACAGUACAAGAGGAGAACAAAGUUUGAAAAAUCUCUCUUGCACACUCAAUAACAGUGACCGAAAAUGAUAUCCAUCAGAAACAAACCGCAGCAUAAAGAGGGGGCAUUGGGCAUGUUAGUUCAAACACAAACAGGUCUGCAGUCCCUCCUGAGGUGGAAUGUUCCCACAUUAGAGCAGUAUUUAAAGCACAUGGAAAUGUCAUCUGAAUGCAAAUUUGUAUGGAGAGUCCUGCAUAGGCUUUGCUGGAAAGAAUCAAACUUUCCUGUAAAUCGUAUGUAAAAUACUCUCUUGGGUUUUCUUCAAGAAACAGCCCUGAAGUGUGUGUGUGUGUGCGGGGACACGACUGGUACAACGUAGUGUUUCAGGAUUGUGGUCAUGGAAGCGGCGGUCUCAUGUUCAAAUAUAGAAGAACAUAGUAGCAUUUUUUGUGUCUGAAUAUACAAUAAUUAAAUGCAUUUUACAGUCGGACAGAAGAAGCUGCUCACACACAUCAAAAGGAAAAGGUUCUACAUUAAUUCUUCCCACUACAGAGUGCAAAUCAGAUGCUUCACAACAGACCUUUUUUUUUUUUUUUUAAACUGAGAAGAGGACUAGCUCUUCUCACAAGCCCCCCAUUGUACAUAAACCAUUUCCCAUUCAAAUAAAAUAGACAAAAGAAAAAUUAAUCUAGUCAAUACGGAAUGUGAGAAAAUUAAUCUUUGUGAUGCAAUCGUUUUCUUUGACAAAAAUAAAACUGAGUCCUUCAUGACAGUUUAAAAAGGGG